Molecule: messenger RNA, 156 nt
Organism: Suillus paluster
Lineage: Eukaryota; Fungi; Basidiomycota; Agaricomycetes; Boletales; Suillaceae
Exons: 1
Source: RefSeq, a predicted model, not a curated record
CUCUUGUACAUUGAUCUUUGUCAAGCCAUGAACACUGGGGACAUUGGCCAAGUCGAAGCAUCUUUUCUCCCUUGGAUACAUAUAUUCAAAGCAACUGGAAAGCAUAAGUAUGUGUCGCAGAUCUCAAGAUUCCUGACGAACCUUCAGUUCAAUUAU